This is a messenger RNA of Fragaria vesca subsp. vesca, 690 nucleotides long. RefSeq names its product vacuolar iron transporter homolog 4-like. The transcript has a single exon. The record is from RefSeq and is a predicted model, not a curated record. Gene Ontology annotation, cellular component: membrane. Lineage: Eukaryota; Viridiplantae; Streptophyta; Magnoliopsida; Rosales; Rosaceae. Gene Ontology annotation, biological process: intracellular manganese ion homeostasis. Gene Ontology annotation, molecular function: iron ion transmembrane transporter activity; manganese ion transmembrane transporter activity. Bases 1 to 690 code for a protein of 229 amino acids.
AUGGCUGCCCAAGGAGCUCGUGACAAAACUCCCAUUGGCCACAUAGAGAUUCCAAUUUCAUUUCCAUUAGCUACAGAUCAAAUCAGACUACCCCAACUGCCUGAAGAAGAUGACAGUUUUGACUACUCUGAAAGAACACAAUGGAUUCGAGCAGCUGUCUUGGGAGCUAAUGACGGUUUGGUCUCUGUUGCAUCACUGAUGAUGGGAGUUGGAGCUGUCAAACAAGACGUGAAAGCAAUGCUGCUAGCUGGGUUUGCCGGGCUAGUAGCAGGAGCAUGCAGCAUGGCAAUAGGGGAGUUUGUCUCUGUGUACACACAAUAUGACAUAGAGAUAUCCCAAAUGAAAAGAGAGGUGAUGAAAGGGAAUGGUGGAAGCGCGAGUGAGGAAGAAGCAAAGAAGAAGAAGCUGCCAAAUCCGGCGCAGGCUGCCAUAGCAUCGGCGAUUGCAUUUUCCAUAGGUGCAGUCGUGCCUUUGUUGGGAGCUGCAUUUAUCGGCCAGCACAAUGUGAGGAUGCUUGUGGUGGCUCUUUUGGCAAGUAUUGCACUGGUAGUCUUUGGAGGGAUCGGAGCAAGGAUGGGGAGGACACCUAUGAUUAACUCUUGUGUUAGAGUACUCAUUGGAGGAUGGAUGGCCAUGGCUAUCACCUUUGGACUCACCAAGUUGAUUGGCUCUGCUGGUUUAGACAUGUGA